ACGAAAAGCUAGCUGGAUCGCUGCUGACCCACUCCGUAUGAGACCCAAGAUGAUGAGGCCCAAAGACCCGCCAAAUCACUUCACCAUCUCAACAUAUGAGGAGUGGAUAAGACGAUACUUUCACACACUGCACCACACACACAAAGGCCAAGAACCAGAACCAGAAGCAAUGUCUGAAAACCCAAAAAUACGUUUCGGCAUAUUAGGAUGUGCGGACAUAGCUAGAAAGGUAGCUCGCGCCAUAAACCUGGCACCCAAUUCGACCCUGUACGCCAUUGCGAGCCGCUCCAUCGAGAAAGCCCACAAAUUCGCAGCCAACAAUGGACUGUCCACUCAGACCCUCAACGUCUACGGCAGCUAUGAUCAGCUUCUCGAUGACCCAUGUGUCGAUGCUGUGUACGUGCCUCUGCCCACUAGUCUUCACCUUCACUGGGCUGUCUUGGCUGCCCGCAAGAAGAAGCACUUGCUCUUGGAAAAACCAGCGGCUCUUGAUGUGGGUGAGCUUGAUCAGAUACUCCAAGCUUGCCAAUCCAACGGUGUACAGUUCAUGAGUGGGAGUAUGUGGCUGCAUCACCCUAGGACUGCCAAAUUGAAGGACUUGAUCUCUGAUUCCAAGCUCUUUGGUCAAAUCAACUACAUUCAUAGCUCAUCAACACUUCCAGGAACCAAGGAAUUUUUUGAGAACAACAUAAGAGUGAAACCAGAUUUAGAUGCUCUCGGUGCGCUUGGGGCCCUAGGCUGGUACUGCAUUGAAGCCAUUUUGUGGGCUAAGGACUACCAACUACCAACUAUAGUCACUGCUCUACCAGAUGUCACAAAAAACUCUGCAGGGGUCAUCUUGUCUUUCACUGCAUCAAUUCAAUGGGAACCACUGGACCCAACUGUUGCAACAAUUCACUGUUCUUUCCUCUCCCACACAUCCAUGGACUUGGCUAUAUCUGCUUCUAAUGGUACAGUGCGUUGCAAUGACUACAUCAUUCCAUAUGCUGAGAACUAUUCUUCAUUUGAAUUCACAACCGGUGCAAAGUUUGCGGAACUCCACAUUGGGUGGAGUGUAGUACCUGAAGAAGUUAGAGUGGUUUCUCAGCUGCCUCAAGAGGCCUUGAUGGUUCAAGAGCUCUCAAGGCUUGCCGAGGGCAUCAGGGAAUUUGGGUGUAAUCCGGACCAAAAAUGGCCACAAAUCAGCAGAAAUACACAAUUAGUAUUGGAUGCAGUGAAGAAAUCCAUUGAUCUUGGUUUUGAACCUGUUAGGGUGUUAUUUUGAUGGAUUUGAUUACCUCAUGCUCCACAAACAAGUACAUACAUUGAGCUGUAAAUAUGUCAUAUGUUACAUUAGAUAGAUUUGAUUAAUCUUGAAGGUUGUCAAAUCUGGAUGUUCCUCGAAUAAAUUAAGCAGAUAUAAAUCUUCUUUGCAA
Messenger RNA from Rosa chinensis, 1415 nucleotides. RefSeq lists its product as uncharacterized. The transcript is spliced from 2 exons. The record is from RefSeq and is a predicted model, not a curated record. Gene Ontology annotation, molecular function: nucleotide binding. Bases 38 to 1264 code for a protein of 408 amino acids. Lineage: Eukaryota; Viridiplantae; Streptophyta; Magnoliopsida; Rosales; Rosaceae.